Molecule: messenger RNA, 1455 nt
Organism: Acanthochromis polyacanthus (spiny chromis)
Lineage: Eukaryota; Metazoa; Chordata; Actinopteri; Pomacentridae
Product: tripartite motif-containing protein 16-like protein
Exons: 2
Coding region: 1-1455 (484 amino acids)
Molecular function (GO): protein binding
Source: RefSeq, a predicted model, not a curated record
AUGGCACAGCGAAGAAAUCCACUGAAUUCAGAGAAAUUUUCUUGUUCCAUCUGUCUGGAUCUCCUGAAGGAUCCGGUCACUACUUCCUGUGGACACAGCUACUGCAUGCGCUGUAUUAAAACACACUGGGAUGGAGAGACUGGUAAAAGAACCUACAGCUGCCCUCAGUGCAGGAAGAAUUUCAAGCCGAGGCCUGUUCUGGAGAAAAAUGUCCUGUUGGCAGAGUUAGUGGAGGAGCUGAAGAAGACCAGACUCCAAGCUGCUGCUGCUGCUGCUGAUCGUUGCUAUGCUGGACCUAAAGAUGUGGCCUGUGAUGUCUGCACUGGGAGGAAGAUGAAGGCUGUCAAGAAACACCAGUUGGUGAAGCCCUCGAACAACAAGGAGUUGAGUCGGCUGAACAUCCAGCAGAGAAUCCAAGACAGACAGAAAGACAUGAAGCUGCUUCAGCAGGACCUGGAGGCCAUCAAUGCCUCUGCUGAUGAAGCAAUGGAGGACAAUGAGAAGAUGUUCACCCAGAUGAUCCAUCUCAUCCAGAAAAGACACUCUGAUGUGAAGCAGCAGAUCAAAUCCGAGAAGGAGACUGAAGUGAGUCGAGUCAAAGAGCUUCAGGAGAAGUUGGAACAGGAGAUCAGGGAUCUGAAGAGGAAAGACGCUGAGCUGAAGCAGUUCUCAGAUACACCAGAUCACAACCAGUUUCUCCACAGCUACCCCUCAGUGUCAACGCUCAGUGAGUCCACACACUCAUCCAUCAUCGACAUCCGUCCUGGGAGACACUUUGAGGACGUGACAGCAGCUGUGAAAAAGCUCAGAGAUCAACUACAGGACAUUCUGAGGGACAAAUGGACAAACAUCUCACUGGCAGUCGCUGAGGUGGAUGUUUUACUGUCAGAACCAGAACCAGAGAGCAGAGAUGAAUCUUUAAAAUAUUCAAGAGUAGUCACUCUUGAUCCAAACACAGCAAACAGACGGCUGUUAUUAUCUGAGUGGAACAGGAAAGUAACAGUAAUGGGACGAGAACAACGUUAUCCUGAUCAUCCGGACAGAUUCACUGAACGUUGGCAGGUGCUGAGUAAAGAGAGUCUGACUGGACGCUGUUACUGGGAGGUGGAGUGGAGAGGAAGCGGAGUUGUUGUAGCAGUCGCAUACAAGAACAUCUGCAAAAAAGCAGACUUACAUAACUGUGGAUUUGGACAAAAUGACAAAUCUUGGUCUUUACGUUGUGACACCAACAGUUACAAGUUUUUCUACAACAACACUACCACUAACGUCUCCGGUCCUCAGUCCUCCAGAAUCGGAGUUUAUCUGGAUCACAGAGCAGGCAUUCUGUCUUUCUACGGUGUCUCUAAAACCAUUACUCUCCUCCACAGAGUCCAGACCACAUUCACUGAGCCCAUACAUGCUGGAGUUGGGUUUUUAAAUAUUGGAGCCACUGCAGAGUUUCUUAAACUCAAAUAG